AUGGCCAGCGACGGGGCCAGGAAGCAGUUCUGGAAGCGCAGCAACAGCAAAGUCCCGGGCAGCAUCCAGCAUGUGUAUGGCGCCCAGCACCCCCCCUUCGACCCGCUGUUACACGGCACCUUGCUCAAGGCCGCGCCCAAGGCUCCCACCACACCCGUGAAGGCCAAGAGAAUCAGCACCUUCCAGGAGUUUGAGAGCAACACCAGCGACGCCUGGGAUGCCGGCGAGGACGACGACGGGCUCCUGGCCAUGGCGGCAGAGAGCCUGAACACCGAUGUGGUCAUGGAGACGGCCAACCGUGUCCUGCGCAACCACAGCCAGCGGCAGGAGCGCCACAAGCUGCAGGAGGCGCCGGGCCCCGAGCAGAAGCCAGAGCCUGUGGCAGAGCCUCCUUUGGUCCCGAGCGGUGACCUCCGGCUGGUGAAGUCCGUCAGCGAGAGCCACACGUCCUGUCCUGCAGAAGGUGCCAGCGACACUGUCCCUCUGCAGCGCUCCCAGUCUCUCCCACACUCGGUGACGGUCGCCAUGGGUGGGACGUCUGACCCCAGCGCCCUCAGCAGCUCAGCGUUAAGUGAACGAGAGGCCUCCCGGCUCGACAAGUUCAAGCAGCUUCUUGCUGGUCCCAACACAGACCUCGAGGAACUACGGAAGUUGAGCUGGUCCGGAAUCCCUAAGCCGGUUCGCCCCAUUACCUGGAAGCUGCUCUCAGGCUACCUUCCUGCCAAUGUGGACCGAAGACCAGCCACUCUCCAGAGAAAACAGAAAGAAUAUUUUGCUUUUAUUGAGCACUAUUACGACUCUCGGAAUGAUGACGUUCACCAGGACACCUACAGGCAGAUCCACAUAGACAUCCCUCGAAUGAGUCCGGAAGCAUUAAUACUUCAACCCAAAGUGACAGAGAUUUUUGAAAGGAUAUUGUUUAUAUGGGCGAUACGUCACCCUGCCAGUGGAUAUGUUCAGGGGAUUAAUGACCUUGUCACUCCUUUCUUUGUAGUCUUCAUGUGCGAACACAUAGAGGAGGAGGAUGUGGACGCUGCCGACGUCUCCCGCGUGCCCGCGGACGUGCUGCGUAACGUCGAGGCCGACACGUACUGGUGCAUGAGCAAGCUGCUGGACGGUAUUCAGGACAACUAUACCUUUGCCCAACCUGGGAUUCAAAUGAAGGUGAAAAUGUUGGAAGAGCUCGUGAGCCGGAUUGACGACCAAGUCCACCGGCACCUGGACCAGCACGAGGUGAGGUACCUGCAGUUCGCCUUCCGCUGGAUGAACAACCUGCUGAUGCGGGAAGUGCCCCUGCGCUGCACCAUCCGCCUGUGGGACACCUACCAGUCUGAACCCGACGGCUUCUCUCAUUUCCACCUGUACGUCUGCGCUGCUUUUCUGGUGAGAUGGAGGAAGGAAAUUCUAGAAGAGAGGGAUUUCCAGGAGCUGCUGCUCUUCCUUCAGAACCUGCCCACAGCCCACUGGGGCAAUGAAGACAUCAGCCUGCUGCUGGCUGAGGCCUACCGCCUGAAGUUUGCCUUCGCGGAUGCGCCCAAUCACUACAAGAAAUGAGUGGGGACUGCGCAGCAGGCCUCACCCUGCCCCGGGGCCGCGCCCCCACCCCACCAGGGGCUGCAGGUGUGGCCGAGGAGAGGCCCUGCUGCCGCAGCCCUGCCCUCCGGGGAGCUGGCCAGGACCUGGCGUCAGACGAGGGCCCGGGCCUGGCUGGGGGGUGGGGGGCGCCUGUGUUUCCUAAGAUACCAAAGAGAGCCAGGGGAGGGUCUUGGCCCUUCAGGGGGCCAGGGGUGGGUGGCCGUCUCCCUGCCCUGUCCCUGGAGGGUCCUUGCCAAAUGUCCGCCUCCCGGAGCCCCCAGGGCACAGCAGCCAGAGAGCCAGACCCUCUGGGAGAGGCCUUCGGUCCAGUGCCAGGGGCAGAAGGAGGCGGUAGUCAUCUCAUACCUGCUUUGAAAUGCAAAAAUCCUACUUUGUUGUGUGAAAGAGAAUAAAACAUAGACAGAAUAAGAA
Messenger RNA from Ailuropoda melanoleuca (giant panda), 2007 nucleotides. It is a transcript of the gene TBC1D22A, whose product is annotated as TBC1 domain family member 22A. NCBI's taxonomy places the organism in Eukaryota, Metazoa, Chordata, Mammalia, Carnivora, Ursidae. Gene Ontology annotation, molecular function: GTPase activator activity. Gene Ontology annotation, biological process: activation of GTPase activity. The record is from RefSeq and is a predicted model, not a curated record.